Messenger RNA from Empidonax traillii (willow flycatcher), 3383 nucleotides. RefSeq names its product solute carrier family 25 member 19 (gene SLC25A19). NCBI's taxonomy places the organism in Eukaryota, Metazoa, Chordata, Aves, Passeriformes, Tyrannidae. The coding region runs from base 117 to 1085 and encodes 322 amino acids. Gene Ontology annotation, cellular component: mitochondrial inner membrane. The record is from RefSeq and is a predicted model, not a curated record. The transcript is spliced from 7 exons. Gene Ontology annotation, molecular function: thiamine transmembrane transporter activity. Gene Ontology annotation, biological process: thiamine pyrophosphate transmembrane transport.
GGCUGUGGGGUGGAGGGUCCGUGUGGGGGGCGAGGCUGCGGACUCGGUGCGGGACGGAGCCGCGUGUGAGGGGAGGGCUCACAGCCCCUUCCCCCCGCCCAGGACACCCGGCGGGCAUGGUGGGCUACGACCCCGAGGCCAAGUGCGUGUCCACGGUGGAAGCGGCCGCAGCAGGGUCGGCGUCCGGCUUGGUCACUCGGGUGCUGAUCAGCCCCUUGGAUGUCGUCAAGAUCCGCUUUCAGCUCCAGAUCGAGCAGCUCUCCUCCAGAAACCCCGCAGCCAAGUAUCACGGCAUCCUGCAAGCCAUGCAGCGCAUCUUCCGGGAGGAGGGCCUGGGAGCCUUCUGGAAGGGCCAUGUUCCCGCUCAGUUCCUCUCAGUUGGCUACGGAGCUGUUCAGUUCAUGGCAUUUGAGAGCCUGACAGAGCUGGUGCACAACGUCACCUCGUACAGCGCCCGCGGCUCCUUCGUGCACCUGGUCUGCGGGGGCCUGGCUGCCUGCACAGCCACCGUGGCAGUGCAGCCUGUGGACACCCUGCGCACCCGCUUCGCUGCUCAGGGCGAGCCCAAGAUCUAUCCCAACCUUCGCCAUGCAGUGGUGACCAUGUACCAGACGGAAGGGCCUCGGACUUUCUACAGAGGUUUGACCCCCACACUCGUUGCUAUCUUCCCAUAUGCUGGUCUCCAGUUCUUCUUCUACAACGUCCUGCAGCAGUUCUCGGAAUGGGUGGUUCCUGCUGAAGGAAAGAAAGGAGGCAACAUUAAAAACCUUGUCUGUGGCAGCUGUGCUGGGAUCAUCAGCAAAACCCUCACAUACCCCUUGGACGUGGUCAAAAAGCGACUGCAAGUGGGUGGCUUUGAGCACGCUCGGGCAGCCUUUGGGCAGGUACAGACGUACGGGGGUUUCCUGGACUGCAUGAGGCAGAUCAUGCGGGAGGAGGGCUCAGGUGGAUUCUUUAAGGGCCUCUCCCCCAGUCUGCUGAAGGCUGCCUUGUCCACUGGCCUCGUCUUCUUCUGGUAUGAGCUGUUCUGCAGCCUCCUGUGCGCCCUGAAGAGCCCCGACAGCACUGGGAGGAAGGAAGGCUGACAGGGAUGUGUGUGGCUGCCUCUUCUCCUCAGGAGGGGAGACCGAUGGCUUUGCUCUGUCACGAGCGUGUUGGAAAGGCCAGAGCUCCCAGAGCUCCUCCAGCCUGUGGGGAAUCACCUCCUGGGACCAAGCGGAAGGAGAAGGCGACUGCAGUUCUGCUGGAGACACUGAACUGCUUUGCUGGAGGCUGUUCAACUGAGCACUUUUUUUUCCUCUGUCUCCUCUCAUAAGCACUCAUUUCAUGGAGAGAAGGGAACCAACAGACCACUCCCUAGCAGCACCUGUGCUCUGGAAAGGCACCCAGUAAAGUGGGUGAAUUUCUGAGCUCGCCCUGGAUCCCAGAGAGGGAUCCUGACCCAGCCUAGUGCAGCUUAACCAACCCCACACCCCUUCCUAGCGCUGCAUCCACACAGCUUUGUUCCCUUGCUCUAGGCCUGCUGUUUGCACCAAAUCCUUGUCUGGGUGUUGCACAGGUCACUCUGUCCUGCUGGAGUGAAGUCAGGUAAAACCACUUGAGUGCACAGACCCUCGGUUUUCCUUUCCUUUGCUGCCACCUGAUUCUGCUUGGUCACCCCUUGCUGGCUGUGCAUUCUCAGCCACCUUAAACACAGAGUCUUCUCUGAUAACAGACCCAGACUUGCUCUUCCUUUAACUCCAGUGAGCUUGAUUGUAUCCUGAGUUCCCAUUUCUCUUCCUGGGUCUGUUUGGCCGUGCAUCUCUUAGGGGUUUGCAUUGCCUCACUCACACUUCUCACAAGCAAACUUGCAGAUUAAGAGCCCUGCUCUGAGGGGAUUCAACGCACAAGCCCAGUUCUUACUUCAGGGUUCUUUGCUUCAGUGCAGUGAGUAAACAAAUGCUGUAUGGAGUUAAGAAAUAUUUAGUCUAAGUUGGAAUAAUGAAGGGAAAGUCCUGUGGAAACUAGUAAAUUUUUAUUAUUAAUAUUAUUAUUUAUUUAAUAAUAAUUCAAACACGUUUGAAUGUUUCUAGCAAGUAUUUCUGUAGUGGCCUCAAAACAUUUCUGAACCUCAGUCCUACACUGGUGCUAACUGAUGAAAAUGUUUUGACAAGAUUAGCUGAAGUGAAAGGAAUGAACAUCAAAUGGGAAUUGUUUGGCUGGGCCUGGUGGUGUUUCACAAGAGAAGGAUGAUUGAAUUAGAGCUGGAAAAGUGUUUUUCUGGAGUUUCAAAGGUUUUAGGAGCCGUUAAAAAAGCCAACAAAACAACGAACCAACAACUCUGAUUUAUGUAACAGUGGAAAAGAGGAAAAUUACUUUCUUCCUCCUCUUUUAUUCUGUGUGUUUUCAAGCUGGGCAGGGUGUGGUUGGGCUGUGCGGAAGAGUUCCGAGGAAGAGCCCUGCCAUGCAAACUUUAGUCAUCUGGGAAGGGUGGGUAGGGCAGAGUGCUGGGUUAUUUGGAGGAUGCUUUCAUGGUUCUUCUCUUAACACAGAGCUUUUCCCAGCUCUUUUGCAGUAUUCAGGGUGUUAAUCCCAAAUGGUCUGGCCAAAUUCCAGCGUGACCGAUUCCAUUCUGUUGACGCAACUUCUCCUGGCGAUUUUGAGCAUAUCAGCAUUGCUCACUUAUCCUGAGCUAUUGUGAGAGGCUGUUUUUAAAAAGCAGCUGUUUCACUGGUGGCUGAGGUAUCUGGAGAGAUUCCUUGCAAGUCCAGGCCAAAUAACUUUGUGUCUGCUGUGGUUUGAGAUCUUGGAGUGCAAAGUGGCUGUUUCACUGCAGGUGACUGAGCUGUGUAAAAUAAAAUCCCCUGAGCAGCGUCAGUGUCAGGCAGGAGGCCGAUAUGUGACCCUCAAAGAGGGGCUGUGAGCUGCAUGUACUCUAAAAAUGGCAGUUUUGUUCAGAGGAGAAAAUGCGAAGAAUGUGGAAUGAAAUUUCUCAAAGUGCCUCAAUCCUAUUGGCAUCUUCCCGUGUUAUUUAGGCUCCUCUGAGAUUGCUCAAAAUCUUAACAAUGUCUUGGCUUUGUUUAUUGUUCACCUGUUUUUCUUGGAAAGACAUCAUAAGCAGUAAUGAACUCACCUCCUGACAUCCUUCUGAGAGAGAGAAAUGUCUCAUUUCAAAGCAGACACAAACAGGUUGGGUUUGUUAUUGUCUUUUGGCUGCUGGUGAGAGCAAUGCUCUCAUGGUUAGCAGGGACAGGCCACAGCAGAGAAUGCUCAGUGCUGACCUAGGCUUCCUUAGGAAAUGGGACUCAUCCGUCCUGUCUGAACAUUGCAAGACUUGUUUUCCAUUUUAUGUCAAAGACCUGCUGUUAAACUGCACAAAAUGUGGGAACUGGUUGGGAACUCAG